Messenger RNA from Larimichthys crocea (large yellow croaker), 2596 nucleotides. It is a transcript of the gene bmp7b, whose product is annotated as bone morphogenetic protein 7b. The coding region runs from base 313 to 1596 and encodes 427 amino acids. The transcript is spliced from 7 exons. Gene Ontology annotation, biological process: BMP signaling pathway. Gene Ontology annotation, molecular function: cytokine activity; growth factor activity. Gene Ontology annotation, cellular component: extracellular region. NCBI's taxonomy places the organism in Eukaryota, Metazoa, Chordata, Actinopteri, Sciaenidae. The record is from RefSeq and is a predicted model, not a curated record.
CUUGUUCGUGUCCGCUCGCAGCCUCCACUCUCUGCAGUUGCAGGCUGCACCACACUUGGUAGCUGUUGGUCACAGGUUGUGGAUGAGGACAGAGGUCCGCGCGAAACACAAUCUGUCUAGAAAAAAAAAACAAAAUCAAUAAACUUCACUUUGAAGUUAAGUUGAUGUUUCAUUUGGGAACUCUUCCCUCAACAUGAGGGUCCGUACUUGACUUUGGAUAUUGAACACAGGGUGCCUGUUGCUAAAAGUUCAAUAUCCACUCUACAGAGUUUCGGCGAGCAGAACUGGGCGCAAUUACGCACAGCGAGUACCAUGGCACCGAUUUUGGAUAGACGUGCUCCCGCUUUGCUCUUGGUUUGGAGCUACUGCGUCCUGGCGGAUACCGCUUUUACGAACUUUACUUUGGACAACGAGUUCCACUCCAGUUUCAUCCACCGUCGGCUGAAGAGCCAGGAGCGCAGAGAGAUGCAGCGGGAGAUCCUGUCGAUCCUGGGGUUGCCGCACCGGCCGCGACCCCACCUCCACGGAAAGCACAACGCUGCCCCGAUGUUUAUGUUGGACUUGUACAACGCCAUGUCCACAGAGGGGGACGAGGACAGAUACUCCUACCCAUACAAGCCCGUCUUCACCACCCAGGGCCCCCCCAUAGCCAGCCUGCAGGACAACAACUUCUUGAACGAUGCAGACAUGGUCAUGAGCUUUGUCAAUUUAGUAGAGCAUGAUAAGGAAUUCUUACCAGUGCGGCGGCAUCACAGAGAGUUCAGAUUCGAUCUGUCACGGAUUCCAGAGGGCGAGGCUGUCACAGCGGCCGAGUUUCGGAUAUAUAAAGACUUCAUCCACGAACGUUACGAUAACGAGACCUUCCGCAUCAGUGUUUACCAAGUGCUGGAGGAACACUCUGAUAGGGAGUCAGACCUGUAUCUGCUGGACUCACGGGUGAUCUGGGCAGCCGAGGAGGGCUGGUUGGUGUUUGAUGUGACAGCCACCAGUAACCACUGGGUCCUGAACCCUGGCAGGAACCUGGGUCUACAGCUGGCCCUGGAGAGCACAAAUGGAGAGAGUAUCAAUCCUCGUGUGGCAGGGCUUAUUGGUCGCAGUGGGCCUCAGAAUAAACAGCCCUUCAUGGUGGCCUUCUUCAAAGCCACAGAGGUGCACCUGCGAAGCAUCCGCUCAGCACCUGGGGGAGCCAAACAGCGUAACCCCAACCGCUCCAAAGGGGCAAAGAGCCAAGAGGCGCUCAGAGUAGCCAACGUUGCAGAAAACAGCAGUACUGAUCAGAAGCAGGCGUGUAAGAAGCAUGAGCUCUACGUCAGUUUCAGAGACUUGGGGUGGCAGGAUUGGAUCAUUGCUCCAGAAGGAUACGCAGCGUACUAUUGCGAGGGAGAAUGUGCCUUCCCGCUGAACUCCUACAUGAAUGCCACAAACCAUGCCAUUGUGCAAACCCUUGUUCAUUUUAUUCACCCGGAGAUGGUCCCAAAGCCAUGUUGUGCCCCCACACAGCUCCACGCCAUCUCAGUGCUCUACUUUGAUGACAGCUCCAACGUCAUCCUCAAGAAAUACCGCAACAUGGUGGUCAGAGCCUGUGGCUGCCACUAGACUGUCAGCAUCUUCACACAGAGACACACACACACACACACACACACACACACACACAUACACGAGUAGAGAGGGCUUUUCCCUUGCCUUGAAAUGACACGCACACAUAUUUUAUAAACGUGUUGAGAGUUCAAGUGUGGAGUGUUAAAGAGACUCUUGUUACGUUUCCAAGGCGGCCCUAAAGCAAACACAAUGUCGAGUGGCCGAUCUAUCAAGUUUACACUCAACACGCACACACACAUACACACACACACUCACGUUUGUGCUUUCUACUGUGUAUACAAGACAUUAAAAGCAGUGAUUGUACUGUAUAUUCAUUCACAGUCAACAAUCUUUUGUUUAUUUCAAUAAUUGUUAUUGUAGUUCAUUCUUUUUACUGUAGAUUUUAUUAUAUAUAUAUUUUUAUGACUGAGAAACCCGGAUGGAUGUUCUGAAUUUCUUCCAUGUACAAUACUGUGUAAAUAUUUUUUUUUUUUCAAACAAAGCAAGAAGUGUAUUUAUUUCCUGGAAUGUCACUUGGGUUUGUGUUUUCUCCUGUAUGUAAUGCUGCCUGUUUUCUUUCACACGAUAGUACACACAAACUCUGAGGGAAUGAAAACAAAGUUGAGAAAACUACUUUGACAGGAGCGUUGAGUACAAGCUCAGUGCCUCAUGUGUUAUGUCAUUUUGGGAGGCAAUUUAUGACAACUUGGACUUGUGGAAAUGUCCACACAUUUCAUCAGUCGAAGCUGUUACACGUGACGUACAUGUUUUGGGCUACAAUCAGCUGAACUGUCAGAGAGAGAGAGAGAGAGAGAGAGAGAGAGAGCUUUGUACGAAGCAUCUUGUUCUGUGUGCUAGACAUUUUCAGGUUUAUAUUCCUCUGCUGUAAUACAAUCUGUCAUAUUUAAAAGGUCUAUUUAUUGAGAGGUGGCUAAGAUGUUCUACAGUGUGCUCCGAUGUCUCAACCAUGUUUUACUGCUGAACUGGUACAACAAUAAACUGGGAGGAAAGCAACAAA